UAAGGUAUACAUCUUUAAAAGUGCAUCAACUUUCAGGCCAUUGAGUUAACAUUAUAAUAAAUGAGCAACAUGAUAAUAAAAUAGCACCUGAUAAGCCUGAAAUAAUUAGAUCCCAAAGUAAAAUACUAGAUACCAUUCAGAUGAUUUGAGAGAAUUUCUUCGCUUCUUACAGAGGUGACCCCAUGUAAUUCUAAUGCCAGAAAUUCAAUAAUGCACACAACCUACUUAGAUCUGUGUUUUAGUGUAAAAGGAUGAAAAAAUUCAAUUAUAUGUUUUUAGCUAAAUAUAUAACUAACAUUGCAAACCCACGCACAAAACUACCUCCCAGAGAAAGACUUGUCCCCUCUUAUUCCCCAAAUACUCAAUUAUGAGUGUGGUAGAGGACGGUGUGCUCUUAUCACAUUUGAUGAGUAGUGAUACACAUGAAAUGAAAUAUGAUUUAUCAUGUGAACUCUACAGAAUGUCUACAUACUCCGCUUUUCCAGUCAAUGUUCCAAUCUCAGAAAGGAGUCUCGCUCGGGCUGGAUUUUAUUACACUGGUGUGAACGACAGAGUUAAAUGUUUCUGUUGUGGCUUAAUGCUGGAUAACUGGAAACAAGGAGACAACGCAAUUGACAAACAUAAACAGCUGUAUCCUAGCUGUGCCUUUAUUCAGAAUCUGAUUUCAGUUAAUCUAGGAUCAUCUCAGCCUACAUUUUCUUCUUCAGUGAAUAAUGCCACACGUUCAUUAUCUCUCAGUUCAGAACAGAGUGGAUAUUUCAGUGGUUCUUAUUCCAGUUUGCCACUGGAGCCAGUGACUUCCAGAGGAGUUGAGGACUUGUCCCCUUUGAACACCAGCCCCUACAGUUAUUCAAUGAGUACGGAAGAUGCCAGAAUUCUUACUUACCAGGCAUGGCCAUUGACAUUUCUGUCACCAUUAGAUCUGGCAAGAGCUGGCUUUUAUUACAUAGGACCUGGAGACAUGGUAGCUUGCUUUGCCUGUGGUGGGAAACUGAGUAACUGGGAACCAAAAGAUGAUGCCAUGUCAGAACAUCGGAGACAUUUUCCUCACUGUCCUUUCCUGGAGAGUCAAAUCCAAGAAACAUCAAGGUUCAAUGUUUCUAAUCUGAGCAUGCAAACCCAUGCAGCCCGUGUGAAAACCUUUGUGACCUGGCCACCUCAAAUUCCAGUUUAUCCAGAGCAGCUUGCAAGUGCUGGCUUUUAUUAUGUGGGUCGAAAUGAUGAUGUGAAGUGCUUUUGCUGUGAUGGUGGACUGAGAUGUUGGGAAUCCGGAGAUGAUCCUUGGGUGGAACAUGCCAAAUGGUUCCCAAGAUGUGAGUACUUGAUACGAAUGAAAGGUCAAGAGUUUGUUGAUCAAGUUCAAGCUAGGUACCCUCAUCUCCUUGAACAGCUGUUGUCAACUUCAGAUAUACCAGGAGAUGAAAAUGCUGAUCUACCAAUUAUUCAUUUUGGACCUGGAGAAAAUAAUUCAGAAGAUACAGUCAUGAUGAACACUCCAGUGAUUAAAGCUGCUUUGGAAAUGGGCUUCAGUAGAAGUCUGGUAAAACAGAUUGUUCAGAGUAAAAUCUUAACUACUGGAGAAAAUUACAAAACAGUCAAUGAGGUUGUAUCAGAUCUCCUCAAUGCAGAAGAUGAAAAAAGGAAAGAGGAGAAAGAGAGACAAACUGAAGAAAUGGCAUCAGAUGACCUGACAUUAAUUCGGAAGAAUAGAAUGGCUCUGUUUCAGCAUUUGACCUGUGUACUUCCUAUCCUGGAUAGUCUCUUAACAUCCGGUGUGAUUAAUGAGCAGGAACAUGAUGUUAUUAAACAAAAAACACAGACGUCUCUACAAGCAAGAGAACUGAUUGAUACCAUUUUAGUCAAAGGAAAUGCUGCAGCCAGUGUAUUUAAAAACUGUCUCAGAGAAAUUGGUUCUGUGUUAUAUAAUAAUUUAUUUGUGGAAAAGAACAUGAAGUAUAUUCCAACAGAAGAUGUUUCAGGUCUUCCUAUGGAAGAACAACUUAGGAGAUUACAAGAAGAAAGAACAUGUAAAGUUUGUAUGGACAAAGAAGUUUCUAUUGUAUUUAUUCCUUGUGGUCAUCUAGUAGUAUGCAAAGAAUGUGCUCCUUCUCUGAGAAAAUGCCCUAUUUGCAGGGGUAUAAUCAAAGGUACAGUACGUACAUUUCUUUCAUGAAAAAAAAAUCCAUACACCCAAAUUUGUAUGGAAAAGACCUCAAAAUGCUCAGCCGUAAGCCGCUGAAGUCUUUUGGAAGAAAGAAAAGUUGUUUUAAGG
Gracilinanus agilis (Agile Gracile Mouse Opossum) is the source of this 2272-nucleotide messenger RNA. Its product is annotated as baculoviral IAP repeat-containing protein 2-like. The transcript has 8 exons. Gene Ontology annotation, biological process: regulation of cell cycle; regulation of apoptotic process. Gene Ontology annotation, cellular component: spindle microtubule; cytoplasm; nucleus. NCBI's taxonomy places the organism in Eukaryota, Metazoa, Chordata, Mammalia, Didelphimorphia, Didelphidae. The record is from RefSeq and is a predicted model, not a curated record. The coding region runs from base 368 to 2173 and encodes 601 amino acids.